AUGUCUCGUUGCUAUGCCCCGGAAGACCGUUUGGGACUCCUCCUGGCCAACCGCCUGGAGCUUACCUCCAUCCUCGGGGUAGGCGCCUAUGGCGUCGUCUACACCGCCGUCGACAUCCAUACCAAUCUCAUGUACGCCGUCAAGGCCCUCAACAAGGCUGGCUUGGAUCCCCGCCAGCUCAAGUUCCAGCAGCGGGAAAUCAAACUCCACCACACCGCCAGCCGCCACGCCAACGUGGUCUCCCUGGUCCGGAUCAUGGAUGCCGUCGAUUGUACAUACGUGGUCAUUGAAUUCUGUCCGGAAGGUGACUUGUUCUCCAACAUCACCGAAAAGGGCCACUUCGUUUCAAAUGAUCCCUUGGUCAAGCGCGUCUUCCUCCAGGUCCUGGAUGCCGUCCAGUUCUGCCACUCCCAAGGGAUCUACCACCGGGACUUGAAGCCGGAGAACAUCCUGGUCACCGACCAAGGACUGACCGUCAAGCUGGCUGACUUUGGCCUCGCCACCGAAGAUGCCUACACCACCGACUUUGGCUGCGGCUCGACCUUCUAUAUGUCGCCUGAAUGCCAACAAACCUACCCCCGUCCCAUGUCCUCAUACGAAUCGGCCCCCAACGACGUCUGGAGUCUCGGCGUCAUCCUGGUCAAUCUGACGUGCGGCCGCAAUCCGUGGAAACGAGCCUCACCCGAGGACUCCACCUUUCGCGCCUAUCUCAAGGACCCCUUCUUCCUGCAGUCCAUCCUGCCCCUGUCCGAUGAGAUGAUCGUCAUCCUGAGUCGUAUCUUCGAGUGCGACCCCACUAAGCGGAUCACCAUCCCGGAGCUGCGCCACCUGAUCCUGGACUGCCCCCGGUUUACCAUGAACCCGGCCACGCCCUGGGCCCUGCCCCAGUUUGUGCAGCCCGUGCCGGUGUCCACGCCCGUGGACGUCGACGCCUUCACCCAGUCGUCCGUCUCCUCGGGCUCCUCCCACUACUCGGACGCCUGGGACUCGGCCGUCUCCGACACAUCCUCCUGGACCGAGGGGUAUCCCGAUGUGGACAGCUUAUCUUCCGUCGGCGUGGAUUUCGCAUCCGACUGCAAAGAUGACUUUCCCCCCGCGGACUCGGUCGCCUGCAGCGAUCUUCCCGAGCCCCUGGUCUUCCCCCAACCCUUCACCCUUCCUAUCCGCGUCUGCUGA
Messenger RNA from Aspergillus campestris IBT 28561, 1176 nucleotides. RefSeq names its product serine/threonine-protein kinase. Lineage: Eukaryota; Fungi; Ascomycota; Eurotiomycetes; Eurotiales; Aspergillaceae. The transcript is spliced from 2 exons. Gene Ontology annotation, biological process: autophagy; peptidyl-serine phosphorylation. Gene Ontology annotation, molecular function: protein serine/threonine kinase activity; ATP binding. The record is from RefSeq and is a predicted model, not a curated record. Bases 1 to 1176 code for a protein of 391 amino acids. Gene Ontology annotation, cellular component: cytoplasm.